CCGAGGGCGCCAUUUCAACAGAACAGGUCGUAUCUGUAGAUCCGAGUGCCUAUUUUCUCGUCCCUGGUCACGAAUCACCGAGAAACUCAUCACUGUCCUCCUGCCAAUCUCGCCGGCCCACCUUCCUACCUCUAUGGUGCCGCCGACUCAAGCCAUACACAGCAACGUCAGCCGAUGGCGAUGUGCGAGGCGGCCGCGGCCUUCAUCUUCCGCCUGCAGCAUCUCUAUCCUUCAGCUCUUGUCAGCGGCUGUCCUCUUGUCCACCAACGGACGGCACCUGGUGGAUGCCGCAGCAGCAGCUGCAUCGCCGUAUGGUUAUCGGGCUUCUGCUUUCGCUCCAGUUGUCCGGCCGCCAUCGCCUCGUCGCGACCAAUCGAUGAUCUGUCUGCAGAGGGCCCGCAGAGCCUUUCGAGAUGAUGCUCUUCAUCGGCGCUCAGUCUGGUCAUUUUGGGGGGAGAGGGAAAGCCAUCUUCAAGCGAGGAGGAGGUCUGUCAACGAUCCCAACGUCAGCAGGAGGGACGCGCCCUUACUGCCUCUCAUCAGUGCUAUUGCGGCGGCAUCCUGGCAGCUAGCUGUGAGCAUAUCGGCGAGUGCGGCGGAGGGUGGCGAGGGAGAGAAGCGGCUGUGGAUCAGCGGCAAGAGCACCGAGCCGAAGAAGGACCCCAAGGCGCGCGAGGGCACGAAGCGCGACCCCAAGUUCCUCAAGUGUCUGAGUCAGUGUUUGAGUGAGUGCAAGAAGCCGGGCAGCUAUGGCUACUCGAAGAGCGAAGAUGAGUGCCUCGAGGACUGCCGCGAUGAGUGCUGCUUCACGUACGAGCAGUGCUCGUACGCAAUACGUUGAUGGAUGGUCAGGCAGGGAUGUCUGUAUGGUGCGUGUGGUGUGGGUGUGGGUAAGGAAGGGUUCGCUCAUGUGUGGAGGCAUUAGAGACGCAGUGGUAUGAUAGGUCAACUGCUGGUGAAUGGACCGAUUCAGAGUUCACCACACGACACAUGGUCCAUGGCCAGUUGCACACACAUAGAUGAG
Molecule: messenger RNA, 1024 nt
Organism: Vitrella brassicaformis
Lineage: Eukaryota; Vitrellaceae
Source: the annotation of a GenBank genome assembly